GAGAGGGAGGAGUGCCGAGCAGAGAGCGAGGUUACACGUGAGAGCAGUCCAGAGAACGAAAGUAAGAGAGACAGAGGAGAGAGAGAGAAUAGCAGGACAGGUACGAUAGUGUGGAUUAUGGAGUUGAGAAGGUUUCAGUCUUAGUUCACAAGUUAAUUAUCUGUUGCUCACUGGAGGAGAACAAAGAAAGAGUAAACAAUAAGGGCAAUGGAGAAAGAGAGAGGCAGAGGGGAAAACCAGGUAUAGAGAGAGGGCGGGAGAUAGGCAGAGGGGGGAACAAGGGAUAGAGAGAAAGGGAAGGACAACAGUUGAAUGUUGACAGAGGGAGUGAGGAUAUUAAUCGGGAGAUUAACAAAAAGGAGGAGAGAGAGAGGGGAAAAAGAGAAGGUGUAGAGAAAAACUAAUAGAUUCACAUUGACAGAGUGGACUGGACUUCAAUGAAGCACUGACAUCAGCAAAAUAAAGGGUGAGAGAAAGAGAAAGGUCACUGCAGUAGGUGCUGUGCACUAUAGUUCCUUAAGCACGCUUACUAUGCAACAGGAGAGUUAGGACACGCAAAGACAGACAGACGUUCACUACACGAUUGAACCAUGUUGAUGAAGGAGUAUAGAAUAUGCAUGCCACUAACUGUGGAAGAGUAUAAGAUUGGGCAGCUGUACAUGAUCAGUAAACACAGUAAUGAGCAGAGCGGAGGAGGGGAGGGAGUAGAGGUGGUGAGGAACCAACCAGACACACAUCCCCAACAUGGCCUGGGACAGCUCACUGAGAAACGCAUCUACCUCAACAGUAAACUGCCAUCCUGGGUGAGUGUGUUUGUCCCCAGGGUCUUCUAUGUGACAGAGAAGGCCUGGAACUUCUACCCUUACACCAUCACAGAGUACUCGGUCUCCUUCCUUCCCAAGUUCAGCAUCCGUAUUGAGACCAGGUUUGAGAACAACAAUGGUGACAACAAUAAUGUAUUUGGAGACAGGCCCACCCCUGCAGAGAGCGUGAGCCACCUGGAUAUCCUCAUUGACCCCAUCCCUGACAAACACUACAAGGAGACAGAGGACCUGAGUCGCUGGGUGUCUGAGAAGACGGGCCGAGGCCCCCUGGUGGAAGGGUGGCGUAAGGACAGCACCCCCAUCAUGUGCUCCUAUAAGAGGGUGCAGUGCAGUUUCGAAGUCUAUGGCUUCCAGGGCAAGACUGAGGACUUCAUACACAGGAACAUCCAGGACAUCCUACUGGUGGGGCACAGACAGGCUGUGGCCUGGACAGACGAAUGGCAUGGGAUGAGUUUGGAGGAUGUGAGAGAGUAUGAGCGACAGAUACAGGAACAGACCAACAGCAAACUCAAAUCAACCCAGAACAACAACACAGCCCCUCGUCCGGCAUACUCGCGCUCUAUGUCGGUCACAGAUGAACGCUCUCUGAAGAAGAUGGGAGUGAAGACUAUGGCCAUGUCAGACCCCUCCACCUCCACACUGCCUCAUAGCACUGUCCGCCUUAACUCCACCCCCGAGUAACACACACGUUCAUACUGAUGCAUCAAUUCCUGCCUGUUUAAACCCCUCCGUGACAGUAACUACACUGCAGCAGACACACUCCACCACAGACACAGUUAACCAGUAAAGCUACACUGUCCACAGAAGCAGCACUUAGACCACUCAGGUCCUACCCCUUUCUCCAGCUGUAACUAUAUAACCCAACCCCCUGUCCUACCCCUUUCUCCAGCUGUAACUAUAUAACCCAACCCCCUGUCCUACCCCUUUCUCCAGCUGUAACUAUAUAACCCAACCCCCUGUCCUACCCCUUUCUCCAGCUGUAACUAUAUAACCCAACCCCCUGUCCUAUCCCUUUCUCCAGCUGUAACUAUAUAACCCAACCCCCUGUCCUAUCCCUUUCUCCAGCUGUAACUAUAUAACCCAACCCCCUGUCCUACCCCUUUCUCCAGCUGUAACUAUAUAACCCAACCCCCUGUCCUACCCCUUUCUCCAGCUGUAACUAUAUAACCCAACCCCCUGUCCUAUCCCUUUCUCCAGCUGUAACUAUAUAACCCAACCCCCUGUCCUACCCCUUUCUCCAGCUGUAACUAUAUAACCCAACCCCCUGUCCUACCCCUUUCUCCAGCUGUAACUAUAUAACCCAACCCCCUGUCCUACCCCUUUCUCCAGCUGUAACUAUAUAACCCAACCCCCUGUCCUACCCCUUUCUCCAGCUGUAACUAUAUAACCCAACCCCCUGUCCUAUCCCUUUCUCCAGCUGUAACUAUAUAACCCAACCCCCUGUCCUAUCCCUUUCUCCAGCUGUAACUAUAUAACCCAACCCCCUGUCCUAUCCCUUUCUCCAGCUGUAACUAUAUAACCCAACCCCCUGUCCUACCCCUUUCUCCAGCUGUAACUAUAUAACCCAACCCCCUGUCCUAUCCCUUUCUCCAGCUGUAACUAUAUAACCCAACCCCCUGUCCUACCCCUUUCUCCAGCUGUAACUAUAUAACCCAACCCCCUGUCCUAUCCCUUUCUCCAGCUGUAACUAUAUAACCCAACCCCCUGUCCUAUCCCUUUCUCCAGCUGUAACUAUAUAACCCAACCCCCUGUCCUAUCCCUUUCUCCAGCUGUAACUAUAUAACCCAACCCCCUGUCCUAUCCCUUUCUCCAGCUGUAACUAUAUAACCCAACCCCCUGUCCUACCCCUUUCUCCAGCUGUAACUAUAUAACCCAACCCCCUGUCCUAUCCCUUUCUCCAGCUGUAACUAUAUAACCCAACCCCCUGUCCUACCCCUUUCUCCAGCUGUAACUAUAUAACCCAACCCCCUGUCCUACCCCUUUCUCCAGCUGUAACUAUAUAACCCAACCCCCUGUCCUAUCCCUUUCUCCAGCUGUAACUAUAUAACCCAACCCCCUGUCCUAUCCCUUUCUCCAGCUGUAACUAUAUAACCCAACCCCCUGUCCUACCCCUUUCUCCAGCUGUAACUAUAUAACCCAACCCCCUGUCCUAUCCCUUUCUCCAGCUGUAACUAUAUAACCCAACCCCCUGUCCUAUCCCUUUCUCCAGCUGUAACUAUAUAACCCAACCCCCUGUCCUACCCCUUUCUCCAGCUGUAACUAUAUAACCCAACCCCCUGUCCUAUCCCUUUCUCCAGCUGUAACUGAGUUUGCAUCCCAAUAUUACACUUUAUAUACAUCAAAGUAGACUGAAAUAUUACAAAACUGUUUGACAUAGAAACACCGAAUUUUCAUCAGGUAAAAAAACAAUGAAAUGAUGAAUAACAUUCCACCCAUGUGGCCUCUGGGUAAUUUGACUGCAGGAAAGGGCUACUAGAGUGGAUAUAAUGGUAGGGGAGUGCCGUGGAUCCACAGAGCCAACCCCCCCCCCCCCCCCCCCCCCCCCCGGUGUAUCGAGGCACUGCAGCAAAUGGCUGAAACAGGGCUAACCUUCACUGAUGAGUCAAUAGGAUGGCUGUUUUAAACAUGAUUAACUUCUGAUCUAUGGUAAUGGCUGCAACAUGACCUCUGUACAGGCUGUGGAAUAAUCUGACAUAGAGGAUGAAUAUAAUUUAUAACUAGUUUUAUAUUGACACAUUAUACAUAUACUGUAUAUUUGGCUGUUUAGUCUAUUGUAAUGGCAGUCCAUUGCCAGCUAUGUACCUCUUGUAUGAAUGAAUAAAAUACUUUUUCUCCUGUA
Oncorhynchus kisutch (coho salmon) is the source of this 3663-nucleotide messenger RNA. RefSeq names its product cytoplasmic phosphatidylinositol transfer protein 1-like. Gene Ontology annotation, cellular component: cytoplasm. The coding region runs from base 591 to 1505 and encodes 304 amino acids. Gene Ontology annotation, biological process: phospholipid transport. Lineage: Eukaryota; Metazoa; Chordata; Actinopteri; Salmoniformes; Salmonidae. Gene Ontology annotation, molecular function: phosphatidylinositol transfer activity; phosphatidylinositol binding. The transcript has 10 exons. The record is from RefSeq and is a predicted model, not a curated record.